CUGGUGGGCUGCAGUCCAUGGGGUUGCAAAGAGUCAGGCACGACUGAGCAACUAACACUUACUUAAUGUUCUCGGAAUGAUGUGGUUUGUGAAAAAUUUCAAUUUUUUUUUUUUAAUUUCAAUUUUCUAUCAACACUUUCUAAGUGAAACACUUGACUAGCAUGCUGCUGCCAGGGCAGAGGGAAGACUCUGAACUCCCUAUACUACCAGGUUCAUGACAAAUGAUCCUCAAGUCCACUCGAGCCAUUCACUAAAGGUAUUUCUGCUAAACAAUUUAAAUAAGCUGUUAAAAGAUCAUGCUUACACAUUGGCAAUUUCAGUAGUUCUCUUUACUGAGGUCUGGGUAUCCAGCAAGGGCAAAGCACUUCCCAAACUUUGGAGACAGCUGGCUGGGCAGCUUAAUCCUCCUUUGAGCUAAGGAAAACUUGUCUUGGGCUAGGCUAUAACCUAAAGUGGUCCUCAGGAGAUAGAGCCCUAAUUUCUGCUUGAGUGGGAAAGCCAGGGAGUUUCAGAUUGGUUUAGUUCUGAAAAACAGACAAGGUUUUUCUAAAGAGAGGAAACAUAAAAUUAGACCAGACUAAAGAGUCAAAAAUCCAGGUUCCUAGUUCUCCCUUUGAUAUAUACUAACAGUGCAAGCCUUAACACUCUCAGAGCCUCAUUCUUCAUCAGCAAAAUGGGUCCAUGCCUACAUUACAGAACUGCUGCAAGGAUUAGAGACAGCAUGAAAACAGUCUAUACAAGAGUAAGGUACCAUUGAUAUUCUUAAGACCAGAGCAAUUGCCCACUUGAUCAGUAUUUUAAUUUUCACUUUGUUAACAGUAAAAUAAAACUCCUUUGCUUGGGGAAAUGCAAAUAAAUAUACUUUAUCCUGGUGAAUUCAAAAGAGAAAUCAAAGAAAUCUACAGAAAUAAGCAAAAUCCACAACUAAAUAGUCUACUUCAGAAAACCAAUGUUCAGCCAAAUAUUUGACAAUGUACUAUAGGUGUCCCCUGGCCACUUACACCAACAGCUAGAAACAAAUAUUCAUAACAGUAUGAUGGAAAAGCUGGCGAGAGUAAGAGUUCUAUAUUUGUACCUAUGUACACCUGAGUUUGUGGGUUUUCAAAAAUUAUUUUACCCAUUUCUCAAGCAAGAUUGUAAUAAAAUUCCACUUUACUAUCUCUUCUCAUGUAAAGUGUAAAGGGCUGUUGCUAGAAAUGAAAAGUAAUUUCUAAAAGAAAAUGUCAAAUUCAGGCCCUGAAUAGUGGGAUCUGCUGACCAAAGGGCAAGUCACACUCUGUAAGACAAAAUAUAUGGUCUAGAAAGUGAAGAUUCAAUCUUUUGCCAAUUCCUGCCAGUUGUCUUUGAAUGUUGGAAAGCUUACAACAUCAUUUCUUGUUGAAAAAACAAAGGCAGAUAAAUAACAGCUCUCGCAAAUCCUCCUGAAUAAAGUUUUUCCUGGGCUUUACCGAGAGGCAAUUCAAUUAUGACAAAUGAUAUAACACUGGCAACAGCAGGGAUAAUCCAAGUAGUUUACUAACAAAUCUUUACACACCUCGAAAUUCUUUCAAAUGGUUUAGCUGCUACCAGAAACAGCUGGUAAGUUCUGAAACAGCUAGUGUGAUUCUUUCCCUCAGCAUAGCACCAAGAACAGUUAUAGCUGGCUUAAAAUUUUCCAAAAAGAACGAAAAUUUGAAGAGCAUUGUAAACUCUUAUCUGAAGACACCUUCUAUUUGAUACAUCCACUGACUCUGUGAAGUGUUAAAAAACAACUGUGGGUCAACGGUAAGCAAAGAUGAUAUUCCUGAAGGAAAAUGUGAGAGCUCUAGAGUGUUCCAUGCACAAUUUGAGAAAACGAUAGCAUUACUGCUCUUGUAAGCUACUCAGUAGAACCUGCCCUAGCCUCCAGAGCAUCAGAGAUUAAUUUGAAGUUCUGAAGUCUGCUUUAAGCACGCACUUCUGCAUACCUGGAUAACCCCAGAACAACUUUCAGGCAAAGGCAGAGGACCAAACCGGAAGAUGGAAGGAAAUGUCGAAGAGGUCAGUUCUACCUUCUUCUCUAGGGCUUACUAAAAGUGUAUUUAUUUAAGCAAACAUUUUAACUUAAAAAGAGGAGAGAGAGAGAGAGAGAGAGGAGGAUGAGGACUAAACACAAAGUAAAAAAAAAUGUGGAAAUCAAAUGGUUCAGGAGUAAGAAUUUUCAUCCUGAACGAGGCUGCUGCAAAGAAUCACUAUUGUCAGCGAAUCCUGUUCACACACAGCCAAUACUCCCAGGAGCUGGCCAUUAGGCAAACGUAAGCCAUUCAGGACUUGAGGUAACAACUGCUUGGUACCCUGAGAGGUACCUUGGUACCUUUGCUCAACUAUCUGGAUGGAACAUGACAACCCAGGCCACACUUUGGGAAAGCAGCCCUCCCAAAUGCUCCAAACAACCUUUGAAGCAGAAGUUCUAAGGUUCCCAAAUAACUAUGUUAUAACAAGUAGAUGUUUACACAGCCUCUAGAGUAGUUAUUCAAGGUAUUUAUGCUGGAGGCUGCAUUGAUACCAAUUUCAAAUUAAGAAACUGAGGCACAUAAAGUUUGCUGAAUUUGUCAUAAACCACAAAGCAACUCAUCUGAAACAGGAGAGCUGAGAAGGAAGUUGAAGGUCUGGUUGAACAUUAGACAAACAAUAGACUCAGCAACAAAAUGACCAGUUUGGCCUCAUCUCAGGAUUUGGCUCCUGGCCAAGUGAACCAAGUCUGUGGUAGCACACACAGGAACAGAAUUUGGAGUUCCUAACUUUCAGUCCUGUGUUUUGCUCAGUAGGUAACCAAGGGACCAUUAACAAACUGAUUUUAUUCCCAACUUUUCUUAUCUAGGAAUGGAAAAGCAUAUGGGUCAUCCUUAAAUGAUGAGCUUUCCCCUUUACAAGUAAAAUUUCUGCACCUGGCACAGUACUCUCCUUAGUAGUUUCCAAAUGUUUAACUAGAUUACUUCACAAUGGAGGAUGAAUCACAAGUCUGAGAUUCUCCAUCAUUACAUUCUUGACAACUGAACCACAAAGAUAAGCUUUAAAGCCCCUUUCAGCUAUGACCAUUUACCUCCUACCAACUUAAGUGUAAGCUUUUCCAAACUGGUAUCUUCUCUUGAUCUGAAAAGUGUAAAGUGAAUAUGAGGUAGGCCAAGUCAACCUACAGCCAUGAAUCAAGUGUACUGAAUCUUUAUUUAGGAUAAGUGGCUCAUAUUUUAGAUUAAUAAUGUAUCAAAGGUGAUUGUACUUUUUGGCAAUCCAGUUCUAAGACUUAUCUCUAAGAACAUCCCAGGGACAAACAGAACAUAGUUAAAGCUCUGGAGUUGUCACUCUUACAACUUAAAAAAAUUACUAAUAGGAGGAACAGGACUUCAGUUCUGAAAAAACUUUGCUAUGAAGGCCAAAUACUUAGGAACGAUUUGACCAUCUGUAAUCAGCCCUGAGCUUCACCACAAGAUACCCUCAAAGAUAAAGUUCACUGCCCAGUCACUAUCUUUACUUCAGUCUACUUGGGCAUAAUUUUAACUGACUUUUUAGCAACAACAUUAAGCAACUCCUGAGCUAUGAAUCUUUCUGAAUUUAGAGUUCAAGCAGUAAGACAAAAUUGUUUCAUCUGCAAUUCAAGAAAAGAAUUUCACGUCAAUCUUCAAUCCUUAAGAAGGUGCUACAACUGUAAUAAAAGGUUGUUUAUUUUUUUCAAAGCAGGUUUUCCCUACUCUCUCAAACACCACACAUAUGAAGUAGCUCAAAACUGCAAUUUCUAUUUUGGGGGUCAUCCGGGAUCCACAGACGUGACUUUCAGUUACUUGGAAUUUCAAAACAGAGACUCCCUACUAACAAUGCAUUAGUGGCAAAAUAUUCCAUUUUGUUUCCUUUGUGGGAGAAAAGUUCUUUAAAUUGGAAAUAAUCUGUACUCUUAUAAAGAUUACAUUGGAAUUAGUUCUUUUUUUCCUUUAGGAGGGCGGCCAUUUCUCCAAAGGUUUUGGUAAAAGUUAUGGCUCAGAUUUCAAAAUGCAAACAGAUGUUCCUGAAGCAACCGAAAUGGGCCACUCCAUUUUUAUUCCCAGAACCGUGGCGACUCCCAAGUUACUUUGUGUCCCAACUCUGCAAAGGGCAAAACCCCAUCCCCUUUCGGUGUAAACUUUCAAGAGAAGUAGAACAGCACACUUUUGGAGUUUCCCAAAGCAGCUGGCAACGUGCGAGGUCAGGUCGUUCUGAGAAUAGGGGUUGGACAGAAGGAAUCUCGAGGGCAAGAGCGCUCAGAGAUUUGCACGUGCCGCGAUCUAGCUGGUCCCUGAGGAGAAUUAGUGGUUGCUACAGUAGGAAGAAGGCUGUCCCUUUUCACAGCCCUGGCCACGGGGUGGCCUUGGUGCAUGGGGGGAGACGGUGGGUGCGCCUGGCUCUCCGCCCUCGGAGCCUCCAGCUGACUGCCACGCCAAAGGGACGCGCGGCCGGAGCUGCAACCUCCACCCGCCCCCGCGGCGCCAGUCUUUGGAAUGUGGCGUCGCCCCCACCAUGCCCAUCGAAGUGGGGGUCCCGCUAAACCGGGCCUCGCCGCCAUACCCAGGCCGCAUGGGGGUGGGGAAAGAACUUAGCGGAGUUCGACCUCAGGAUCAGAGCUCCCGUGUAAAGAUUAACGCCAUCAAUGAACUCUUUAAUUGAGCUAUGGUAGGCGGGUCUGAUUGUGCUUCCGCACAGCUAAUCGUUGACGAACGGGGAAAUAUUGACAGCUGCCUAGCUGCUUGCUUUGGCCUUGGUGACUUUCAGAAGAAUAAGAUGUAAGCCCUGGCCUGGGAGCUGAGGAACAGGGCUGGAAAGAUGGUUCCCUGAUUCCCAUUUGACCUCCUCCCUGCUUGGAGGUGUGAAAACCAGGGUGGAGGCAGCCUUCCUGGCCCUUUAUUUGAAAAUGAAGCAGGUGUCACUAGUUAAAGGCCUCUGAUGAAAGAUUGGAAACAGAAGAAGGUGGCUUCUCCAAACCGACCACCACCAGCCGCCCUGGAGGAGGCCAAGAUCUCUGGCAUUUGUGGGAGCCCCCGAACAUCCCCUGAGCCUCAUGACCCUGGAGGUUCCCAGCCCCUGACCCCUUGGAUGGAGAGCCACUCAGAGGAGGAAGACCCUCCUGAGGCUGGCGGUGGCCUGGACUGGAAUGGUAGGAGUCCCCAGGCCCAGAGCCCAGGGGGUUGUUCCACAGAGACCAUGCUGGCCCGGAAGAAGCACCGCCGGCGGCCUUCAAAGCGCAAGCAGCAUGCUCGCUUUGGCAGCACAUACACAAAGCGCAAGCGACACUGGCGGCCCUACUUGGAGCUCAGCUGGGCUGAGAAGCAACAGUGGGACGAGAGGCAGAGCCAGCGGGCCUUCCGGGUCCGAGAAGAAUUGUUCGCCAAAGGCCAGCCCGUGGCACCCUACACCACCACCCAGUUCCUGAUGAAAGACCGAGACCCCAAGGAGCCCAACCUGGAUGUGCCCCAGUGGGCCUCCCACCCAGGCUCCAGCGGGGAGAGUGAGGCCGGGGACAGUGACGGGCAGGGCCGCGCAUGUGAGGAGUUCCAGCAGGAGGAUUUCUCUGAGGCCUAUGAGCGUCAUCUCCCCAAGAGCCUGCAGGGCCGCAGCAAGGAGGAGCUGGUGCGAGACUCUCUGGAUCUGGAGAGGCAGCUGUCCCAGGCCGAGGAGGAGGUGAGGAGGCUGCGGCAGCAGCUGCCGAGGCGCACCAGCGGUCACCCCUCUUGCCAGGUGGAGGAACUGGCCGCCGAGGUAGAGAGGCUCCGGAUGGAGAACCAGCGGCUCCGGACAGAGAACCAGCAACUUCGGCAGGAGAACGAGAUGUGGAACCGGAAUCGAGAAGGCUGCCGCCGUGGUGGGCAGCCAGGCCGCUAGGGGUGCCCCCCGCCCCAGCCAGGCUGACUCAAGGAGUGUACCCUCAGGCCAGCUGAGUCUCAAGGAGGCAGGUCUCAGUCCCCCUGCUCUCCAUGAGAACAGCCUAUACAGGCUCAGGCUUCUACCUUAUCAUGUCCACAAUUUGUUCUUGGAUGUCAUGUUAAUUUUCACAAAGGAAUUAAAUUAUUUUGGUGAGAUCA
Messenger RNA from Odocoileus virginianus texanus, 6065 nucleotides. Lineage: Eukaryota; Metazoa; Chordata; Mammalia; Artiodactyla; Cervidae. The record is from RefSeq and is a predicted model, not a curated record.